UCACAAAUCUUCUACUUCAACUAGUAACUGAUACCAUGAAUCAAUCCCUUUGUCUCUGCAUGUCUCCUUUCUCUUAAACCUGCAAAAGACCACCAUGCUUUCCUCCACCUCCUCUGCCGCCGGCGGCUGUUUCUUCUUCCUUUUAUGGUGGUCAUUUUCAUCAUGUGAAGCACUUCAAGUUCCUAAUCGUAGGCUCCUCCAUGAACCAUACUCCACUCUUUCCUCUGAACCACCUUCUCUUCCACCUCCUCCAUCUCCACCCAACCCCAAAUACACUUUAUCUUCCUCCGCCGCCACUUCUCCUCCAGGUUCCCCAUUUUUCCCUUCCUUCCCUUCCGCUCCUCCGCCUCCUCCUCCUUCCACUUUCGCUUCGUUUCCCGCCAAUAUUUCCUCCCUUGUCAUCCCUCACACUCCCACCCCCAAACAUAAUUCCCAGAAACUCGUUAUCCUUGCUAUCGCCGCCGUCGCUUCCGCCUCCAUUGUCGCCGCUAUUAUCGUUUUUGUCUAUUGUAGACAACGUGGGCCGAGACGUGACUGCUUUGAAGAUAACAAGACCGUAACGUCGGAUAAUAGCAGUAGGGCAUGCCAGUACAACCACAAUGACAAUAACAAUAAUAACAAUACCGCCGGUGCUCGUAAGGUGAGAACAACGUCGACGACCAGUUCCGAGUUCCUUUAUUUGGGAACUGUGGUGAACUCACAAGGCCGGUUCGACGACGGUUCCGGUGACUCUCCGGGCAAUGACGAGUUAGAUCAGACAAAAAUGUACUCUCCGGAGCUCCACCCAUUGCCGCCUCUGUCCCGACAGAACACCGGUCGGAACUGUCGGGACGGUGUAGUAGAGUCCGGUACAGAAGAAGAAGAUGAUGAUGAUGAAGAAGAGGUGUUUUAUUCGCCGAGAGGGUCAUUGGGCGGGCGUGAUAGUUCGACCGGAACCGGAUCCGGGUCAAGAAGGGUCUUCACGGCGGCGAAAACCAUUGAAUCUAGUAGUACUUGUUCGUGUUCAUCUUCCAGUUCGGGUUCUCCGGCCAGGUCUCGUUCACUUAGUAUUUCCCCGCCGGCUAGUUUUAGUUCCCGAUGGCCCGACCCGAAAUCUCCACAACUCGUGCAAACUCAAGCUUCACCGGAGAGGAUUUUAAUUGAUUCACCACGAGUUUCAAAUGCAUCCAUUAAUGGAACCAUACGGUCUCCAUCGUUGUCAUUGAUCUCCACAUCACCAGAUAGAGUGUUCAUAAGAGAAUCAAACGAACCAAACAUGGAACCUCCUUCACCGUCCCCGGCAUUGGUUGAAAACCCUGAUUCAUCAUCACCUUCACUGUCUUCUCCAAACAGAGUGUUGAUCGAAAAGCUCGAUGAAUCGAUUAAAAACUUCAAGGAUUUCGUUCAAAACAUGAAAGCUCCAUUGAUUUUAGCUUCACCUGGUACUAAAGACUCUCAAAGCAACGAUCCUUCAGUUUGUUCAGCUUCUACAUCCCCAGACAGAGCUUUAAAUUCACCAUUGUUAAACAGAGCUUUCGAGGAAAGCCCAGAAAUGUCACCAUUGAAGCCUGAUUUUUACAGUAAAGCCCCUUCUUUAUCAUCUUUGGCUUCUUCAUCACCAGAAAGAGUUUUAGAAAAAAGCCCUGAAUCAUCUCCUUUAAGACUUAACAAAGCUUUACAGAAACCUAUCUUAUCUCCACCGCCUCCUCCGCCACCUCCUCCACCUCCAAAGCAACGACGGCUCUGGGAAAAACCAGUUCCAUCAGUAUCUUUUGCACAACAAACAUCAAAGCCGCUGCCUCCAUUAACACCCUCUUCAACACCGUUUAUAAUGGAAGAACAGGAGGAAGGUUUAAAACCCAAGUUAAAGCCAUUACAUUGGGAUAAAGUACGAGCUAGCUCUGGUCGUGAAAUGGUGUGGGAUCACCUUAGAUCAAGCUCAUUCAAGUUGAAUGAAGAGAUGAUCGAAACACUAUUCGUCGUAAAUCCGAACUCGAAACCGAAUCAAACGACACCGCGGUCCGUUCUUCCAUUACCAAACGAAGAGAAUAGAGUAUUGGAUCCCAAAAAGGCACAGAACAUUGCAAUUUUAUUGAAAGCACUCAAUGUGACAUUGGAGGAAGUUUCUGAAGCACUUUUAGAAGGUAAUCUAGAUACACUUGGGACUGGAUUUCUUGAAAGUUUAUUGAGAAUGGCACCAACAAUGGAAGAAGAAUGUAAAUUGAAGGAGUAUAAAGAUGAUUCACCUGUUAAGCUCGGUCCAGCUGAGAGAUUCUUGAAGAUGGUUCUCGAUAUACCCUUUGCAUUUAAACGGGUCGAUGCGAUGUUGUACGUAGCUAAUUUCGAGUCUGAAGUUGAGUACCUUAAGAACUCUUUCGAAACUCUAGAGGCGGCUUGUGAUGAACUGAGAAACAGUAGGAUGUUUUUGAAGCUGCUAGAGGCAGUACUCAAGACCGGGAACCGGAUGAAUGUCGGGACGAAUCGGGGCGAUGCACAAGCCUUUAAACUCGAUACACUCCUUAAACUUAUUGAUGUCAAGGGUGCUGAUGGUAAGACAACACUCCUACAUUUCGUCGUGCAAGAAAUCCUUAGAGCCGAGGGUGCUCGUCUUUCGAAUACCAACCAAACACCAAACUCCACUUUAACCGAAGAUGCUCGGUGUAGAAAACUCGGUUUACAAGUCGUUUCAGGUCUUAGUUCAGAGCUCACCAAUGUUAAAAAAGCAGCUGCAAUGGAUUCAGAGGCACUCAGUAGUGAUGUCUCCAAGCUUUCUAGAGGCCUCGAAAACAUCAGUGACGUCCUACGGUUAAACGAAACAAUGGGGUUGGAUGAGAGCAAAGAGAAAUUUUCGGAAUCAAUGAACCAGUUUAUGAAAAUGGCUGAACAGGAAAUCCCAAGGAUUCAAGCACAUGAAAGGCUAGCACUAUCACUAGUCAAGGAGAUUACUGAAUACUUCCAUGGGAAUUCAGCAAAGGAAGAAGCUCAUCCCUUUAGAAUCUUCAUGGUGGUGAGGGAUUUCCUUACGGUUCUUGAUCGAGUCUGUAAGGAAGUGGGGACGAUAAACGAACGAACCAUUGUUAGUUCUGCGCAUAAAUUUCCAGUCCCAGUGAACCCAAUGAUGCAACAAACAUUCCCAGUUCCAGUAAAUCCAAUGAUGCAACAAGCUUUUCCUGGAUUUCAAGGGAACCCACACUAUGAUUCUGACGAUGAAACUGCACCAUCUUAGUCAUUUGCAGCUUAAAAUCAGGUCAAAAACGAACUAGGACACGCGAUUUUUCUAUGUCAGACACGAAUAUUUCAAGAAAAAGGAAGAGGUGAUUGGCAUGUUAGGUGUUUGUAAUUUAUCAUUUUUCUUAUUUUUCCAUAUUUGUAUAUAGAUUCAUGUACAAUAUUUUGGGAACACUUUAUGUUUUAUAGAUCUAAUGUAGGAGAGGCUAAAUUUAGAAAAUUUAUUAUGAUGAUGAUCAAAAAACAAAAUUAUUACCA
Molecule: messenger RNA, 3465 nt
Organism: Gossypium raimondii (Peruvian cotton)
Lineage: Eukaryota; Viridiplantae; Streptophyta; Magnoliopsida; Malvales; Malvaceae
Product: formin-like protein 1
Exons: 4
Coding region: 95-3205 (1036 amino acids)
Biological process (GO): actin cytoskeleton organization; actin nucleation
Molecular function (GO): actin filament binding
Source: RefSeq, a predicted model, not a curated record